UCGAGUAAUAAGUAACCUACAUAUAUCGUCAGCGAGAACCCCAACGAUCAGAAGCACGAAAACCUAAACCGCUACCGGAGCCACCGAUUCGUCUAAUUUUACACAGUACAUCCAGGUUGCUGUGAAAUUGUGAACAGAUUGUUUAUGUUAUGGAAAGUAGUUUCUGCAGCAUAAAUCUUGGUACUUUAGUAACAAAAAAUGUUUAUUAACCUCAGACGGUUGAUAAUCGAUAGUCGGUUGAAGAGCAGAAUUUCCGCGAAUAAGUUGUUGAUGAUCAAAAGGAAGAAGGACAAGACAGGACGUUCGUCUCGCUUGGGCGGUCCAGCUGGGUACGAUAGGAAACUAGUGGUCAAAGAAGGUCAAACGUUGGCUUCUGGAUCAUGUAAGAAAGGGGUCUCUGUUAUUAGGGAAUCAAAGAGAAAGCUUUCGUCGGUUUUAAGGAAAGGUAUCAGGGGUAGAAAGAAGAGGAAGAUGGAAAAGAUUGAUAAAGUUGAUGAAAUAGUUGAACCGGUUGAUCGAAUCUCAGACUUACCCGAACCCAUUAUCCACCACAUUCUUUCUUUGCUUCGUUGUCCAAAGGAUGUUACGCGAACUACUGUGUGGUCUAAGAAAUGGAGAUCGGUAUGUGCUUCGUUUUUCACCUUUGACUUUGACCAGAAAAAGAUCCAAACGUCAGGAAGAAAGCAUCCCGAGAAAUUUAUAACUUUUGUCGACAACUCGUUAGCAACAAAACUAGAACCGAUGCAUAACAUACAGAAGUUCAAGAUUUCUUUGUCUAAAGCUAGUAUCAGGCUGAUACUUCCCAUGAAUAAGUGGAUUAACGCUGCUAUAAACAAGGACGUUAAAGAGCUAGACGUUCAUAUGGAAGAAAACAGUUUAAACAAACAUUAUUUGUUACCUAAUACCGUCCUUACCUCCAAAAAUCUAACUUCACUGAAGCUGUACGGUUGCAAGUUCGAUAGUAACAUUAUCAUCAAUCUAUGUAACUUAAAAGAGCUAUCGAUAAAGAACGCUUACGUAAACACAGAUUUGAUCAACAAUUUCAUUCAGGGAUGCCCUUUGGUUGAGGAUUUGCGGCUAAUACAUUGCAAGGGGAUCGGUCAUUUGCAUAUUUCAACUCUUCAUAAGCUUCACAGUGUUCAGUUACACGAGUGUCAUGGGCUUGUGUCGGUGAAAAUUGAGUUGACUAGUCUUCAUAAGUUUUUGUAUUGGGUGAAGAGCUCGUGGCAAUGCAGUUUAAACUUGUCGGGUUGUGAAAAUUUGAAGUCUUUAUCGAUAAAAGAUCCGAGUUUGUCCGAUAAGUUUUUUCAAGACUUGAUCGUUAAGUUCCCGUACCUUGAAAAAAUAGUUCUAAGAGAAUGUAAUCGACUAAAGCGGAUAACUAUAUUGAGCAAAACACUUACGGAACUAUCCGUGAUCGAAUGCAACAAGCUCAAGGAUCCUUUAAUUGAUGCACCAAACCUGUCUGCCUUUGAGUAUACCGGUGAGAGGAUGCCGUUUUUUCUCAUGGAUGUUUCGGGUUUGCAUGAGGCAAAGCUACAAUUCCGAAUUAAAAAAACCGGUCUCGCCCUUUGUCGUGAGCUGGAGCAGUUUUUUUUAAAGAAAUUUGUGAAUGAUGGGGCUUGGAAGUUGGUUGUUAGCUCCAAUAAGAAUAUAACUAUUCAUGAAGAAUUACCGAAAGUCCAACAUCUAUCAUCGAAAGAACUCAAGUUAGAACUUACCAAAUCUCCCAUGAAGUUGAAGGAUUUUGUCGAUAAUUUACUACGAAUGUCUCAACCGAAGACUUUAUCAUUGGUGUCAUCUUCCAGUUCUGAGCUAUUAAAUUUUAUGAAGGAGAAGAUAAUGUCGAGAGAAAAGAACCCAAAAUGCUGUACGUAUUACUCGAGGAAGUGUUGGCUUCAUCGCAUUAAAGAUGUUACGAUGGUGGUACUAUUUGAAGGCGCUGAAAUCGGAGACAUGGGUCAUGAUUCGCAACAAACUACUUUCAAAUUUAACUGGCAAACGUUGAAAUCUAAAACACGAGCGCUGGUAAAUGACUCUUAGAAUCAAAUUUAUGGAUAGUCAGAAUUUUUUUGGUUCUCUUUCAUCUUGGAUGCAUAUAUAUAUAUUUUAACUUUCUUGUCUAAAAUGAACAUCAGAAAACCAAUGGCUCAAAAGGUUGUAUUUAGAUCCUGGUCCUGCCUUUGUGUGUGUGCUCAUUCUGGUGUGGUGUUUUUUAA
Helianthus annuus (common sunflower) is the source of this 2219-nucleotide messenger RNA. RefSeq lists its product as uncharacterized. The record is from RefSeq and is a predicted model, not a curated record. Bases 199 to 2043 code for a protein of 614 amino acids. The transcript has 4 exons. NCBI's taxonomy places the organism in Eukaryota, Viridiplantae, Streptophyta, Magnoliopsida, Asterales, Asteraceae. Gene Ontology annotation, molecular function: protein binding.